AUGGAGUGGCUAUUUGGAAAGAAGGUGACGCCAGAAGAGCUUCUUCGUAAAAACCAAAGAGCUCUCAAUAAGGCUAUGCGAGAUCUAGAUAGAGAAAAGCAGAAGAUGGAACAGCAAGAAAAAAAAAUUAUAAAUGAUAUAAAAAAAUUGGCCAAGGAAGGGCAAAUGGAUGCAGUGAAGAUAAUGGCUAAAGACCUUGUUCGAACUCGUAGAUAUGUUAAGAAAUUCAUGUUGAUGAAAGCAAAUAUCCAAGCUGUAUCUCUCAAAAUACAAACACUGAGAUCUCAAAACACUAUGGCACAAGCAAUGAAAGGUGUUACAAAAGCCAUGGCAAGUAUGAAUAGGCAAUUAAAUCUUCCACAAAUUCAAAGAAUACUACAAGAGUUCGAGAAACAAUCGGAAAUCAUGGAUAUGAAGGAGGAAGUUAUGAAUGAUGCUAUUGAUGAUGCUAUGGAAGGUGAUGAUGAUGAGGAAGAAAGUGAUGCAGUUGUUAAUCAAGUGUUAGAUGAGUUGGGCCUUCAACUUGGAGAUACUCUCUCUGGUCUACCCCAAACAGGAGGGACUUUGCCAUCCAAUGCUCAGAAGCAACCCAUAGCACAACCUUCUGCUGCAGCAGCAGGUGGAAGUAAUGGUGGCAUGUCCGAUGCUGAUGCUGAUCUUCAGGCUAGAUUAGAUAAUCUGCGCAGAGAAUAG
This is a messenger RNA of Phaedon cochleariae (mustard beetle), 693 nucleotides long. The record is from the annotation of a GenBank genome assembly. Lineage: Eukaryota; Metazoa; Arthropoda; Insecta; Coleoptera; Chrysomelidae.